This is a messenger RNA of Linepithema humile (Argentine ant), 2488 nucleotides long. It is a transcript of the gene mei-W68, whose product is annotated as meiotic W68. Gene Ontology annotation, cellular component: nuclear chromosome. Gene Ontology annotation, biological process: meiotic DNA double-strand break processing; reciprocal meiotic recombination; meiotic DNA double-strand break formation. Gene Ontology annotation, molecular function: DNA binding; DNA topoisomerase type II (double strand cut, ATP-hydrolyzing) activity; ATP binding. Lineage: Eukaryota; Metazoa; Arthropoda; Insecta; Hymenoptera; Formicidae. The record is from RefSeq and is a predicted model, not a curated record.
CUCGUAUUUAAUGGUGCCGCUGCCAAGGUCGAGUAAAGUUGGUGGUGAGCGAGCUGUCCUGGGAAUUUGCUGGAAAGUCCGGUCUUAAAGACAAUAACCAACGGUGUUGUCCAGCGGUGGAGCGCCUUGCAGCCAGUAGGGACCAUCUGUGGGAGGCAAUUGUUGGGAGUAUACCGUUGUCUGAUGAUGAGAUUGCGGAUAGGACGAUUUUCGAACGCUUGGUCGCGUAUUAAUAGAAUCUCGGUUACAUACGAAACGUGAGGUGCAACGAGCGGGAUAAAUACCCUGAACAUCCUCUGUAACUUCUGCGAGUUUUGUCCAUUGGAGAUAUUGUCGCGAGCAAUGAGAAAUAUGCGUAUCAAAGAACCUGCAAUGAGUAUUUACAUACUGUGGGCGUACACCGUUCAGUAUCUUUUAUCCAUUGAAGAUAUCGUCGCAGGCGAAAGAAUGUAUCCAGGGUGCAUCAAGUGCCUAAAUACCAAGAAUUAAGUUGUCACGUAAACAUUGCAUCGGAGCUGCUGAAUCAUUAUUGUACUGAAUUUAUUAGCAUAGUUAUGGGAACAAGUGUGCCAAGGAAUAGAGAAGAUUCAUUGUCAGUCGAGGCUUUACCGUGGACAGCAACUGAUAAACAUAAUGUCGAAGGCAAAUAAUAAAUUUUGGAAACAAAUGAUUGCGUUGACGCCUGAAAAUUUAAGGAUUCCAGAAAGACGUAUUGAUAUACCGAUGGUCGACAAUAAAGAAUUUAGGAUAAAUUUAAUCGAACGCAUUGAAGCUGUUACGCUAAAGAUAAUAAAACAAAUAUCCACUGGACAAUCACCACAAAUAUCGUAUUCCAGCGGUCGAAACAUUACUAUAGAAUCUAGCUUGCGUGAAGACGUUUCUCCCGGAUGCUCGUCCGAUCUUCAGGAUACGAUAUCCUACAAUUCUUUAUUUGAUUUGGAAAGCGAAGAACAGGAAGAAGAAUUUUCUCAAAAUUCAAGAAAAACCACUGUCAAUUUUGCGGUAAAACGUAGCAGAGAUAAAUUUGUUCUUAUGAUUUUAAUAAUGUCCGAGGUUCAUCAUUUGUUACUAACGAACACGACAAAGACUAAACGAUCGUUCUACUAUGACUUGAAGAAUGAUAUAACUGGAAGUUUGGUAUCUGAUCAAAAAUAUGUUGAUCGCGCGCUGAACGAUGUCGCUAAUUUACUGAAAUGCGCACCUUGGGAUUUAAGACUAUUGGCAACAGCUAAAGGAUUAGUGGCAGGAAAUAUGACCAUUACACUUGAUGAUAAUCAAGUCAUCGAUUGUACGAUACCAGGAGGGGCGCAGAUUCCACUGAUUACAUCAAAUGUAACUGCUAUUUGUGUGAAGGCUGAAUUUGUUCUAAUCAUUGAGAAGGACGCAGUUUUUCAAAAGUUGCUCGAGGAAAACUGCCCUCGCAUUUUAAAUUGUAUUUUAGUGACGGGAAAAGGUUAUCCAGAUGUGGCCACGAGAAUGCUAGUUAAGAUGCUGUCUGAAAAAAUCAAUCUCCCGGUUUAUAUAGUCGUAGACGCGGAUCCUUUCGGUGUGGACAUUAUGUUAACUUAUCGCUUUGGUUCAUCGACUCUUUAUAAAGAAAGCGAAAGCUUGGUUUGUCCUAAUGUGCGCUGGCUCGGAAUCCAUCCUUCAGAACUGAUUUAUCUACAAGUGAAAACAAUCCCGCUUACCAAGGCCGAUCUCAUAAAAUUGAAAUCUAUCGAAGCCCGGACUUACAUAAACGAGACUAUAUCGAAGCAGCUGAGUAUACUGCGUAAAGGGAAGGCAGAAAUAGAAGCGGUGGCUUUUUUAAAAAAUUUUUUUACUGCGACGUAUUUGCCUAAUAAAAUAGACAGCCAAGAUUAUAUUUAAAACGUAUACUCUUCAUGCGUAGUUAGAUUUUCUGUAAAUUUAACAGAGAAGUUUAAUUGAAAUAAAUUCUAUGAAAUACUUGCGUUCUCUUAUCAAAUAAAACGUCGAGGAAUUAAAUUGUUAGAGCUGUUACGUAAAAUGAAUAUAAAAAUGCUUUACUUCAAACGACGCGUUAUAUUCUCGCUUCUUACUUUGACCCUUUUUAUUUCCGACCGAACAACUUUCUCAGAGAAACUUUCGUCGCUGUCUUCCAGUGUUACAACCUGCGGAUUUUUAUGAAACGUGCCUAGAUAUAUAACACUGCCGUCGGAUGGGAUGAGAGAUUCGAUUAGAUCUGUCGUCGCUUUUAUCUCACGACUUUUCGAACGUGUCGCGUACGGAUGCUCGUGCAGUCUUCAAUAUAAAAUUUCGAGCAUCUGUCAAAUAACAUGAGCUAUCGAGUGGAUAUUUUUCAAUGAACUGAUUUACCGCUUUUCGGUGUGAUUAAUAAUUUUGUGUCCGUAAGGUUUUUUCUGUUUUAAACGGUUUGAAAAAAUUGUGCGUUUCCUUUUCCUCAUUCGAUAAUAAACCAUUAUUUUUCAAGUUUCCGCAAUGUUGAUGUUGCGAUUCUUGUGUGCUG